AUGAGCAAUAACAAGUACGCAUUUUUAGACCAAGAACCCCCACCUGGGUAUAUUGCAGGUGUGGGUAGAGGAGCUGUUGGAUUCAGUACUAUCAAAGUCGCUUCUAACAAGAAUACGCAAGAUGACAUCGACGACAAUGAUUAUGAUAAUACAAACCAAGAGUAUAACGAGACUGGAUUGUUGGUGUCCACCCAAUCGAAAAAAGACGAGGAGGAUGAAGAAGCUGAUCAAAUUUUUAAAGAGAUAGAAAACAGAUUAAAGUCUCGUAGAAAGCAGCACAAGGUUGUUAAAGUUCCAACCGAUGUUGAGCUAGACAAAAAAUCACAAUUUUCAGACCUUAAACGGGAUUUGACCUCAUUAACAGAGGAAGAAUGGCUACUGCUACCCGAAGCUGGAGAUAUGACAAGAAAAAAUAAGAGACUGCGUAUACUAGAGCAACAGCUGCAGAGAUUUUAUACUGCUCCGGAUCUGAUCCUAGCGAAAGGAGCCAGGAUGUGGCUGAAUGACUCUAUGACUAAAACCGAAAAGGAAAAUUAUCUAACUGCUCAAUUGGACAGACUCUCCACAGGAAAGAGUGUGAAUGGUACCACAGUAAUAGACGAAUCUAUUUUGAGUUCAACUGGUGCUGAGAUGGACGCAAAAUUUGCUGAUCUAAAGAAAGGUCGUUUAGUUCUUUCAUCGCUACGGAAAACAGAACCGUACAAGCCAAGCUCUUGGAUACAAUCUGCAAGAUUAGAGGAGCAAGGGAAGAACUUCAAUAAGGCAAGAGAAUUGAUUUCGCAGGGGUGUAAGGUUAUCCCUGGCGCUGAAGAGGUUUGGUUAGAAAGUGCCAGACUCAAUAUGAAUGAUACCGAAUACGCCAAAGCUAUUGUGAAAGAAGGAUUAAAGUACUGCAAAGACUCGGUCGACUUGUGGAUGAAAGCAAUUGAAAUGGAAGUGGAGAAUAAAUUUAAAAAGAGAAUGAUUAUGAAAGCAUUGGAGAAUUUUCCUCGGGAUGAUAGAUUUUGGAAGCUACUAAUUGCCCUAGAAGAUGAUGAAGAUGUUGUUCGAAAGUUGUUAGCAAAAGCCGUUGAUCUUUGUCCCAAAACGUGGGAAUUUUGGAUAGCUUUGGUGAAUAUAUCGUCAUAUGAAGACGCCAAAAAGUACUUGAAUAAAGCACGAAAGAAUCUACAUGGUGAUGUAAAAGUAUGGAUUGCCGCUUGCAAAUUGGAGGAGCGAGAAAACCCUGAUAUUCCUAAAGAAAAAAUUCGUAAGUUGACUGAUCGAGCAGUGAUUGAAAACCCGAAAGUAUCAAAGUCAGAGUGGUUUGACAUUGCCACGAAAGCAACAGAGGAAGGUUUUCCCAAAACAAGUAAGGAGAUUGUAUCGAGCUUUUUGAAAUCUCUGGACCCAAGUCUAGAGGAAUUGCUUAUCGAAGCAGAAGAUCAAGGCAAGGGUGGUCAUGAAGUCAAUAUGCGUUGCAUAAUAGCCUAUUUAGUUGGGUUGGACAUCGGUGAUGACACCAUUUGGCACAGCCUUAUGCUCAUGGUUAGAAAGUAUAUGGAUUCUGAAUCAUUGCUACGAUAUUACUCAAUGGCCGUUGCAAAAAGUCCCGACUCGAUACCAUUAUACUUGAUGUAUGCCAAAGAUGCAUGGAAAGUUGCUGACAAUGUCGAAAAGGCUCGCGAAAUUUUACAUCAUGCCAAUAGUAAAUUUGACGAUGAUUCAAUCAAACUUGCAAUGAUUAAACUCGAAUUCAACUCUGGAAGUAUUGACAAAGCCGGAUCUAUUGCGGAAAGUAUCAUCGAGAAUGAACCAACCAGGAAUGUUAAAUUUUGGUACAAAUAUAUUCACAUUUUACGAUGCAAGAGGGAAUCUUCGGAGAGGGCUUUAUCAAUGUCAAACCAAGCGUUGAAUUUUUUCCCUGUUAAUUGGAAGCUUCAUUUGCAACACAUUCAGAUACUCAUGGAAGAUGUGAAGGAUCUCAAGUCAGCGAGGGAUGCUGCCGCAAUAUCGGUCAAAAAAUGCCCUCAAUGUACAAACUUGUGGAUCAUUUAUUCUUUGAUUGAGGAACAAUCGGGUGUUCUCAUUAAAGCAAGGUCUGUUUUAGAUACAGCUUCGUUAGCGAUCUCUAAUUCAGUUGAUAUCGCAGUGGCACGUGUUGAGCUUGAAAAACGUCAAAAGAAUAUGAAGGCAACAAUCAAUUUGGUUAGCAAGAACUUGAAGCAAUUCCCUUCCAAUGCGAAUGUUUGGUAUCAACACCUUUCCCUUAUACCCAAAAUGUCGCUUCGUAAACCUGAAUUUGUUAAUGCGUUAGAAAAGACAAACAAUUCCCCGCAAAUUUUGCUAUACUUGGGGGUCUUAUUUUGGAAAGAUGGGAAAUUUGUUAAAGCAAAGUCCUGGUUUGAAAGAAGUUUGAGUGCGGAUUCUACAAACGGAGACGCGUGGUCUUGGCUAUACACAUAUUGGAAACAAAAUGGCAAUGAUGAGAGCAUGUCCGUAUUUUUAAGAGACUUCAGCGCCAAAUACGAUAAUAUUACUACAGGAUCUACAUUCAAAAAGGUGCAAAAGGAUCCAAAAAAUUAUCGAUUGUCACAAGAAGAGAUUUUGGAAUUGGUAUCCACAAAAUUAUUAAAGCUCUGA
This is a messenger RNA of Lodderomyces parapsilosis, 2622 nucleotides long. RefSeq names its product U4/U6-U5 snRNP complex subunit. Gene Ontology annotation, cellular component: catalytic step 2 spliceosome; U4/U6 x U5 tri-snRNP complex. The transcript has a single exon. Bases 1 to 2622 code for a protein of 873 amino acids. Gene Ontology annotation, biological process: mRNA splicing, via spliceosome; spliceosomal tri-snRNP complex assembly. Gene Ontology annotation, molecular function: protein binding. Lineage: Eukaryota; Fungi; Ascomycota; Pichiomycetes; Serinales; Debaryomycetaceae. The record is from RefSeq and is a predicted model, not a curated record.